This is a messenger RNA of Neogale vison (American mink), 1546 nucleotides long. It is a transcript of the gene KLF8, whose product is annotated as Kruppel like factor 8. The coding region runs from base 258 to 1298 and encodes 346 amino acids. Lineage: Eukaryota; Metazoa; Chordata; Mammalia; Carnivora; Mustelidae. Gene Ontology annotation, biological process: regulation of transcription by RNA polymerase II. The transcript has 6 exons. The record is from RefSeq and is a predicted model, not a curated record. Gene Ontology annotation, molecular function: DNA-binding transcription factor activity, RNA polymerase II-specific; RNA polymerase II cis-regulatory region sequence-specific DNA binding.
UCAAACCCUUCUGUCUCCUUUUGAGAUAAUUAAAAUCGAGUAAACACCGGCCCUAGUCGGUGCCCAUUCUCCCUAACUCUCCACUGACCGAGGUUUGUGGUGCUAGGAAGUGAGGACUCUGAGUGCACCCCUCAACCCCGACCCCGCCCCAUCGGCCCUGGCCCACCGCGGGGAGCAGAAGAUGCCUUCGGAGGUGCAGAAUCCCAAAAUAUGGAUCAACUCAUAAACAACUUGGAAGUUGUUCAGCAGGUGGCUCAAUGAAUGUCUUCAAACAGGUCACUGGCUCUAUUUAUAUCAGAGAUCCUCCUCUGUCAGCAAACAGAGAGAAGAUGACGUCUGCACCAUUCCUGGAUGCCAAUCCUAUGGAGAACUCAUCACUAAUUAGUGACAUCAAGAUUGAGCCCCCAGAAGAACUUCUGGAUAAUGAUUUCAACCUGCCCCAGAUGGAACCAGUUGACCUCUCUUUUCAUAAGCCCAAGGCUUAUGAAAGCUCCAGCUUUCAAGGCAAGCUCCAGCCUGCCAACCUGCUACAAGCUCCAGUACACCCUACCAAGCCACAGCCUGCUCUCCAGACACUUUUAGUGUCCACUUCAACAUCUAACACAGGCACAUCAGCAAAUACCCCUACAGUUCUGACUUCAGGUUCUAUCCUGUCCUCCUCUCAGAACACUGGUGGCCAGCAGAUCUUACAUGUGAUUCACACCAUGCCUUCAGUCAGGCUACCAAAUAAAUUGGGUGGCCUGAAGACCAUCCCACUUGUGGUACAGUCACUGCCCAUGGUGUAUACUACUUUGCCUGCAGAUGGGGACCCUGCAGCCAUUACAGUCCCACUCAUUGGAGGAGAUGGUAAAAAUUCUGGAUCAGUUAAAAUUGACACCACCUCCUUGUCUUCACUGGAUAUCCCAAGUGACAGUGAGGAGAGUGCAAUUGAGAGUGGAUCUUCAGCUUUACAAGGUAUUCAGGGACUACAGCAAGAACCAUCAGCAAUGACCCUAAUGCAGGGAGAGGAGUCUCUUGAGUUGAAGAGAAGACGGAUUCACCAAUGUGAUUUUGCAGGAUGCAGCAAAGUGUACACCAAGAGCUCCCACCUGAAAGCCCACCGCAGAAUCCAUACAGGAGAGAAGCCUUAUAAAUGCACGUGGGAUGGCUGCUCCUGGAAAUUUGCUCGUUCAGAUGAGCUCACCCGCCAUUUUCGCAAGCACACAGGCAUCAAACCCUUCCAGUGCACAGAUUGCAACCGUAGCUUUUCUCGCUCUGACCACCUAUCUCUGCACCGCAGGUGCCACAACACCAUGUGAGCAGCAUAGACUGCACUAGAAAAGCUGCACUGGUCUUUUUUGUGCAUAUGUGUGUAUAUGCAAUGAGAUCAUAACCAUCUUUUCCUCUUUGACUUCAGCUCGCCUCUCGAAUGGGGUGGGAACAGCUCACUAAGCCAGGCUGAUCAGACUAUAGGGAAAGAUAGAUGGUCUCCCAUGGGGGAUCCUCAUAGUCCACUUUCAUCUCUCCGCUAUCCAGUAUCCAGUUUUUACAGCUUCCCAUGGGUUGA